GAACUGAACUGAAUUGAACUGAAAUGAAUAGUGAUAUGUGAGAGUAAAAGUAUUGUCAAGAGCUGAAUUGAACUGGUCUGAACUGAACUGAACUGAUCUGAACUGAACUGAAUUGAACUGAACUGAAAAUAAGUUGGGGAGAACAUGCCAAAUUUGCCGCUUAAUUUGAGUAUUUGCAGGAGAUACCAACAAACAAUGAAAUGCAUCACAUGGGUCUAAAAAAAAUGAACUCUUUGGUUUAACCACACAUCCAGAUUGUUUCCCGCUUAAUUUCAGAGGAACCCCAAAUUUGCCGAAGAUCCCACUCUCACUUUUCCAGAAAAUGUAUUUGCAGGAGAUACCAACAAACAAUGAAAUUAACAGAGAAAUGGUCACUUUCCUCACUAACAAUCACUCAGAUCAACUUCGUUCACUCAUUCUCUCUCCAGAUUCUCGCCUUCAUUACCCUCUUUUCAUCGAUUUUGCAGAGCUCAUGAACGAUCAUCUACAUGUUGCUCAGCUCAUUUUCUCCAAACCCGCCGAUUACUUGCCGAAAUUCGAUUGUGCUGCUAUUUCUGCUCAGAAAUUGAUUUUGAAGGAUUUUGAAGGUGGAACAGUUUCCACAAUUAAGGAAAAUGUUCAUGUUCGCAUUAAUAUACUGGGUUCACCCCUUGAAUCUCCUGAAACAUAUCCUAGCAUUGGAAAGGUGAGGGUGAAGCAUAGAAACAUGCUUCUGACCCUGAAAGGGACAGUAAUACGAUCAGGUGCAAUCAAGACUAUUGAAGGGGAAAGAAGAUAUGAAUGUAGAAAAUGCAAGAAUGUUUUCCCAGUUUAUCCUGAAUUAGAAACCGGGAGUGUUAUAAGGCCACCAUUGGCUUGUCUAGCAGACAAAGACCAGGAAUGUGAAGGCAAUAAGUUUGUGCUUGUUGAAAACAGCACCAAAUACCAUGAUUACCAAGAAAUCAAGAUCCAAGAAAGCGCACAACUGCUGGGUGUCGGAGCCAUCCCUCGUUCAAUACGUGUCAUCCUGCAGAAUGACCUUGUUGACAUUGUUAAGGCUGGAGAUGACGUGAUUGUUACUGGGGUUUUGACUGCAAAAUGGUCUUCAGAUUUGAAAGAUGUUAGAUGUGAUCUUGAACCUGUUUUGGUCGCUAAUCAUGUUAGACAAACUAAUAAGCUUAAAUCCGAGAUAGAUAUCCCUGAUGAAACUAUCAUCAAAUUUAAGAAAUUUUGGGAAAGAUUCAGCAACACCCCACUGAAAGGGAGGAAUGAAAUUCUCAAGGGUAUAUGUCCCCAGGUAUUUGGUCUCUUCACUGUGAAGCUGGCUGUUGCUUUAACCCUUAUUGGUGGUGUGCAGCAUGUUGAUGCUUCAGGGACAAAGAUCAGAGGAGAAUCCCAUUUACUUCUAGUGGGUGAUCCUGGUACUGGAAAGUCCCAAUUCUUGAAAUUUGCUGCUAAAUUAAGUACCAGAGCUAUAAUUACUACUGGAUUGGGAAGCACAAGUGCUGGGUUAACUGUCACUGCUGUGAAAGAUUCUGGUGAGUGGAUGUUGGAAGCCGGAGCACUUGUAUUAGCUGAUGGCGGGCUGUGCUGCAUUGAUGAAUUCGACAGUAUGAGGGAGCAUGACAGAGCUACUAUACACGAAGCCAUGGAACAACAAACAAUCAGCGUUGCAAAAGCUGGUCUUGUGACAACUCUUAGUACAAGAACCAUUGUUUUUGGGGCCACAAAUCCUAAGGGGCAAUAUGAUCCUAGCCAACCUCUAUCAGUCAAUACUACACUUUCCGGUCCCUUACUGAGCAGAUUCGAUAUAGUUCUGGUUUUAUUAGACACUAAAAACCCGGAAUGGGAUAAAGUUGUUUCAUCUCAUAUCCUUGCUGAAGAGGAGGAACCAAGCAAAGGAGAAGAAGCAGAAGAUUUGACAAAUUCUUGGUCUCUUUCUAUGUUGAGGAGGUAUUUUAGUUUUGUUAAAGGGUAUUUUAAGCCAGUUCUUACAAAGGAAGCUGAGAAAGUAAUCUCGAGUUAUUACCAACUACAACGGAGAUCUGGGACAGAAAAUGCAGCAAGGAUAACAGUACGAAUGUUGGAAAGUCUGAUUCGGUUGGCACAGGCUCAUGCAAGGCUGAUGUUCAGGAACGAGGUGACUCAGUUGGAUGCCGUUACUGCUAUCUUAUGUAUAGAAUCAUCCAUGACUACUUCAGCAAUAGUGGAUUGUGUUGGGAAUGCUUUACAUUCAAAUUUCACAGAAAACCCUGAUAUUGAAUACGCAAAGCAAGAAAAAUUGAUACUUGAAAAACUGGGAUUGGUGGAUGAAUUUCCAGGUAUAAGGAGCUUACAUGGAUGAGAAUACUGAGCACAUGCUCUAUCAAGCAGGUUUAUUUACUGUUGCCAGGAAUGUGAUGAGGUUGCUAUCUCAAGCUAUAUGGCUGCUACCAUUUAAUCAAGAUGAUCAAUACCCAAUUAUUGUGUUAUACUACUUUCAUAUUUCUGUAUGUUUAUUAAUAUUUUUUUUGACAGGCAGAGCCCGCAGGUCAUGGGCUUUUUGGACAGAUGAUUUUAGGAACAAAGUUAAGAGAAACUUCAUAACUAAAACUCAUUUCUUUCCUGUCCGAUAUUCAAUACAAUAUGAGUUAAAAUUGAAUUACAA
Messenger RNA from Beta vulgaris subsp. vulgaris (sugar beet), 2626 nucleotides. RefSeq names its product probable DNA helicase MCM9. Gene Ontology annotation, molecular function: single-stranded DNA binding; ATP hydrolysis activity; single-stranded DNA helicase activity. The record is from RefSeq and is a predicted model, not a curated record. Gene Ontology annotation, biological process: double-strand break repair via homologous recombination. The coding region runs from base 323 to 2323 and encodes 666 amino acids. Gene Ontology annotation, cellular component: nucleus; MCM complex. The transcript has 4 exons. NCBI's taxonomy places the organism in Eukaryota, Viridiplantae, Streptophyta, Magnoliopsida, Caryophyllales, Amaranthaceae.